This is a messenger RNA of Scylla paramamosain (green mud crab), 2213 nucleotides long. RefSeq lists its product as uncharacterized. NCBI's taxonomy places the organism in Eukaryota, Metazoa, Arthropoda, Malacostraca, Decapoda, Portunidae. Bases 743 to 1891 code for a protein of 382 amino acids. The transcript has a single exon. The record is from RefSeq and is a predicted model, not a curated record.
AAAAAAGACAGUGACAUAAAAUUGAGUUGAGGGUGUGAGUGGGAGGGAGGGAAGGGCAUAAAAGAAAUGUAAUGCGGAGGAAAGGAGAAGGAGGAGUUAUGAGAACACACCAUAUAUAAAGUCAGUGGUAAGCAUGAUGGACACACAGCCCUCAGCCUCCAUCAUGCUGCUCCUGGUAAGUGUUCUCUCCUCUCAGCAUUGCCAAGAGUGAUCUAGCUUUCCCUAGAUGUCACCUGCCCAGAUAUCCACGUCAACUAAUCAAUAGUCUGCAGUAUCAGCGUGUAAGUAGCAAUAAGCCUUAUCUCUCAUUAUUUCCUAUGUAACAAUCCUCCUCCUGCAGGUUAUUCUCCAAGCGCUCCUAACAGCAACCACCGCGACGCUGCCCCAAAGCUUCCUUCCGCCCCCCCAGCCUGGCAGGCUACCUACUGCUGGAUCGCAGCCACUCUUCGGGCUCGGGAAGACAAACGGCCCUGGACAGCCACAGGUCCACGCGCAGCAAGGUGUCCUGACUCAGCUUCACGAAGCCCCUGCGGGAUCACAUGCCAGCGUGCAGCCUCAGGGGGACGCUUGGCCAUAUGACCUACGACAGGUGAUCAGAGGCCGCGCUACAACGCAAGGCCUGGAGCCGAGCCAGAACUCCGAGAGAACAAAGAUAUUACGAGAACAGGAAGGACCUGAGGGCCACUUAGUACCCCGUGGAUACCCGCAGCAAAAUCAUCAUAAACAGAUAAAUGGGAUACGGAUGGGGCUACUGCAGAUGGCACAGCUGCACACACCCACGAGACAAAAUGACGAAACUUACAGUCUCGGGCGACCAGCGAUGCUGUACGACCCAGUUAUGUUCCCUGGAUCCACGAGACAAGACGCCUCUACUUACGUUUCUGGAACACUCACAGAGCAGCAAGGGUUGAGACAAACCCAAGAAGGAAAGCAGGAAAAUGUACCGAUUCGCUCUUUUGGAAAACGGGCACAUCAGAGAACAACACCUGCAGCAGGGCGGGAUGUCCACAUUCACACUUUCUCAAGCCUCAGGGAGCCCAGUGACCUGACUCAGUACUACCAAGGACCAAGAGUGACAUACUUCCCGGAGCAACCCGACAAUCACGACCGACAGAACAUCAUCGCAGGACCUGCCACGGUCCCGCAAGUGCCAUCACACGCCCAGGACCCCGCGUAUCCUGUGCUGGGCGGCAGGUGCCCGCAGGGACAGGUGGUGCACGCUGACGGCUCCUGCGUGGUGCCUGAGGUGACCCGCGACCUGUACGUGUUCAGCAUCCCCGACACGCCCCGCCGCCCCUCCAAGCCGCUGCCCACCCUGCCGCCACCAAGGGUGCAGGAGCACGUGCUGUUCAUCCGCGCGCCCGAGGGCGGGCACGCCGCGCAGCCCCUGCUAGUGCCGCCGCCCGCGCAGAAGAGCGUCGUCUACAUCCUCAGGGAAGAGUCGCCCGACGAGGAGCCGCGCGUCAUCCAGGUGCCCGCGCCGCCGCCCGCACGCCCCGAAGUCUUCUUCGUCAACUACGAGGAUGGCGAGAACCCCAGCCUGCACGGCGGCCUCGACCUGCAGCAGGUCCUGCAGACCGUCACCUCGGCCCCGCCAGGCCUGCAGGACCCCGCUGCCCCUGACCACGUGCAGGAGGCACCGGAACAGCAGACUCAUUCCCAGCAGGAAGGUCAUACAGGUGGUGGCCUUGUCCUGGAAGACCACAGCGACGAAGACCUCGCUCAGGGAGGAUACAGCGCCCAUGGUGCUCCUUUGGGAGACCACAGUGUAGAUGACUCAGUGUCGCUGAGUUACAUUGACGAAGGUUUUAGUCAGGAAAUGCCUACUCAGAUCUCAACACUCCCUGAAGGCACCCACGCCAGGUACUCCGUCACAGCUGCCGCUACCUGAACUGAUAAUGUGUAUCUGUUCCUGACACGUGCGGUAAUCAUACCUCUCAGGCAAAUGGAAAAAUCUUAAAAGUACACUAGAAAAUGUAAACCACGUAUAACUAAUGUAAAUCUAGCAAGUGUAGACAGGUAGAUAGGACAUUCCAGGUAUUAUUUCAAUUGCACCUUCAGAUGUUAUAGCUUUGAGUAUAGUUUCAUUAUCACACCUCGACAAUAAAGAUAUAAACGCAAAAAAGAAAAAAAUUAGUAUCGAAAUUGACACAACUUUCACGUAACUCUUGGAUAAGAUAAUUAUGCUGUUAGACAGGCGAGUACCUGACACA